AUGCCGACCUAUUACGAAACUUCAGAGGAGCUACGCCCAGAGCUCGAGGCAAUCCGGGACUCGAUUGAUGAAGCGCUGCGAGCAUUUCAACCAUCUUUCUCUCGCGCCAAAACCGCCGAAACCCUACGAACAGAUGCAGCAAGAAUCAAAACGAGCCUCAAAGAACUGCAAAGUCUUUGGAACGGUCGAGAAAUGAACCAAUAUUGGAUUGCAAUAUGGACCUUGGUCAAGAAGAUCAUCACCAAAAAGAUAAUUCUAUCUGAGGAAAAUGCCGAAAGAGCUUUGAAUGAAAUCACGGCAAGUACACCCCUCCGACCCCUUUCCACACCUGAACUACCUGAUCUCUACUCACCACAACGUAAAUAUACUCAUCCUUACUCCAGACACAAGUUAGCAUAUGGCCUCAGUUCGAAGAUCAUGAAGAAGAUCUCAAACGCAUUGGUAGAUUCCUGGGAGAAUCCCGAGGAUUUAACACAUGUUGAGUUUUUCUACAUACUCACCUGGAUUUCCAAUACCAUUGGCAAGGAAAAGUCAGCAUGGUUUGCGAUCGAAGAUGUCGAAUGGUCCAACAUGGUCACUUGCAGCUACAUGGACAUCAGAGAAUAUAUUGCUCGACAACCUUUCAGUCUUCCUACUGCCAUUACCCCUAUGGAUCGGCUAGCCCUAUACUAUAUCGUUCCCGAGUCAAAAGAUAUCCUCCAACAAAUCAUCCCAAAACUAGUUGGUUUCAUGGACCAUGAUAUUUUCAAACAAGAAGAUGUGGCUCGCGAGAUCUACGAUUUGGGUUUUCUUCCGGCGCCUAUCUCCGCAAAGGACGUACCAGAAGCGGCCAGGCGCCGAGCCAAGAUGACUGAUCCGUAUUUGAAGAAGGUUGUAGGAUCAGCGAUGAUUCGGGGUUUGCUUCGAAGAUGGAUUGAAGCUGACCCCGAUCCGGUCAGUAUUCUUAAGCUGACCCAGGUCCGGGUGGAAGAUCUUUGCAGCACGCUAGAAGAUGAAGUUCUUUCAUUAAUGGACUAA
Messenger RNA from Colletotrichum abscissum, 1017 nucleotides. RefSeq lists its product as uncharacterized. The coding region runs from base 1 to 1017 and encodes 338 amino acids. NCBI's taxonomy places the organism in Eukaryota, Fungi, Ascomycota, Sordariomycetes, Glomerellales, Glomerellaceae. The transcript is spliced from 2 exons. The record is from RefSeq and is a predicted model, not a curated record.